AUGGGCGACACAGCUCCGCUGGAUCUCAAGAUUAGCGCCAUCUCCACCUUGCCCCAGCACCAUUUUCAACUCCCAGAUAAGACGGAGAAGGUCCCAAAGAAGCGGCGUUCCAUCUCGAUGCAGCUCAAGCGAGAUAUAAUCCUUGGACAUUUGGCGGGGAAAAGUUUGAACGAUCUGAAGAAGCACUUCGACCUUCCCCGUUCUACAAUAUUGUGCAUAACGAAGCGGUCGGAAGAGAUCUUGACCGCGUUGCAACAUGGAGGAUUCAGGAAAAAACGGAUGACCAAGGCCAAAUACGGAUAUUUGGAGGGGGAAUUGUACGAGUACUACAAGUAUUGCAAGGAUAAUGAUGUGCAGAUUGGUGGAGAGGAGCUCAAGGUGGGUUAAAUUAUUUUUUAGGGGCUAAAAUUCGCUGUUUUCGAGGUUUAGACAUCUGUUUUGUCUAGUAUAAUAUAAAUGUUGUGAUUAUUUCAACAUUUUUCAGAUAAAAGCCAAAGAAAUUGCUGAGCGAAUGGGAAGUUCGGACUUUAGAGCAAGUUCUGGAUGGUUGGGAGGCUUUAAGAAACGAUUUGGCAUCGCUUUUCGCCCCAAAAAUGAAGAAAACGAGACCUCCGAGAAGGAAGAAGCGAUUCCUCAGCCUUCCGAGGAACUUCAAGAAUGGUUGAAUCCCAGGAACGAGAGCGAAGAAGAUGAAGUGAACAUCUCACACAACGAAUUACUAGUCCAUUCCACCAUCCAGGAGGGCAUAGAUCGCCUGGAGAGUGAGAUUACCCAAGAGACAUCCACUUUGGAAACGGCCGAACCUCCUCCACCCACGGCCGCUGAAGCCCUGCAGGCGUGUUCAACUCUGAUUCGAUACGUGAACAGUACAAAUAACCAGGAAUUGAUCAAAUUAUCCGACGCCUUCAGUGAGAAAUUGAACCAUCAACUUCUCCUUGAUCUGAUCUCCGAAAAUGACUCCAAGCCUUCGUAG
Bursaphelenchus xylophilus (pine wood nematode) is the source of this 973-nucleotide messenger RNA. Lineage: Eukaryota; Metazoa; Nematoda; Chromadorea; Rhabditida; Aphelenchoididae. The record is from the annotation of a GenBank genome assembly.